Molecule: messenger RNA, 1212 nt
Organism: Trematosphaeria pertusa
Lineage: Eukaryota; Fungi; Ascomycota; Dothideomycetes; Pleosporales; Trematosphaeriaceae
Exons: 1
Source: RefSeq, a predicted model, not a curated record
CCGCCCCCGGGCUACAUGCCCUACGAAACAUACCACCGCAACACGCCGCCAAUGUCGCCCGGCCCCGCCUACUACUCUCCUCGCUACGGCCCGCAGACGGCAACGCCCUCCCCCCGGCAGUCGCCCAAGGUCCAAGGGCACACGCGCCGCGCAUCGCACGCCGUGCCACCGCAGUACACGACGUACGCAUCGCCGCGCGGAGGCAUGCCCCAGCACAUGCCAGACUUCUCGUCUCCGCGCUACUUCGCGACGCCGCAGCGCACGCCCGAAUAUGUAAGUGGAGAUUUUGGUUACACUCGGUCGAGCCGGCACCGCCGCGACUCGGACGCAACGCCUCUCAAGCGCUCCCAUCGCGAGAGGAAGCGUCGCCCGUCGCAAUCGGCACGCUACGUGCACACCAAGGUCGUCUACGACGAUUACGGCAACAACUACUAUGACUACGGCUUCGACUACGUCUACGACAGUCCGCCGCCGCCGUACGAGCCGUACGCGCGAUACGAAACGUACGGGAGUGCUGAUCGCUAUUACAAUGGUCAGGUCCCAAUCUACGACCAGGAGCCCAAGUCGAGCCGCCCACGUCGCGCGUCUCACAGCAGCCGACCACAGCCACCACCGCAAGCGAAGCGACCUUCCACCGCGAAGGCCUCCUCGCCGAAGGCGACCGAAGAAGACGCGCGCCGCGCCGGAAUCCCUGCUGGCUACUCUUACAAGAACUGGGACCCUACCGAAGAACCCAUCAUGCUGCUGGGAAGCGUCUUCGACGCCAACUCCCUCGGCAAGUGGAUCUACGACUGGACCGUCUUCCACUACGGCCCAGCAACGCCACUGUCUGAGAUGGCGGGCGAGCUCUGGCUCCUCCUCAUCCAGCUGGCCGGCAAAGUCAAGAGGGCUGAAGAGAUCAUGCCCAAGAUCCGCAAGCAAGAGAACCGUGAAAUGGUUGAAGAUUUCCUCGAGAGCGGCGAGCGCCUGUGGAUCCGCUUCGCCAAGCUCCUCAAAGUCUGCGAGGACUACAUGUGGAAGGCCGCAAAGAAAGAGACGGGAGAGAAGAAGCCCGUUGCGAUGGGCAAGAACAGCGGCUGCGAAUUCGUCGACUCCAUCUUCGGGCGCGACCGCGAGCUGGAGAAGACGGAGAAGCUUAUGACGGGCAUGCGUCUGUGGAGCAUGCGUUUCGAUGCGAAUUGCGAAGACAUCCUUCGCUACCCCUCUGCCUAG